This is a messenger RNA of Kazachstania africana CBS 2517, 408 nucleotides long. RefSeq names its product peptide-methionine (R)-S-oxide reductase (gene MXR2). NCBI's taxonomy places the organism in Eukaryota, Fungi, Ascomycota, Saccharomycetes, Saccharomycetales, Saccharomycetaceae. The record is from RefSeq and is a predicted model, not a curated record. Gene Ontology annotation, biological process: response to oxidative stress; protein repair. Gene Ontology annotation, molecular function: peptide-methionine (R)-S-oxide reductase activity. Bases 1 to 408 code for a protein of 135 amino acids. The transcript has a single exon.
AUGUCUACAAAUGGUGAUGGCAAUAACUGGAAUCCCAAACUAACGCCUGAGCAGUUAUCAAUCUUGAAAUAUAAAAGAACGGAGCCACCUAACACUGGUAAAUACCUGAACAACAAGGAGACAGGCAUUUAUUCAUGUGCAAACUGUGACGCUCCACUAUACAAGAGUGAAACAAAAUUUGAAUCAGGCUGUGGUUGGCCCUCCUUUUAUGAAGAAAUCAACCCUCAAGCUUUAAAAUAUAUCAAAGAUAAUUCAAUGGACAUUCAAAGAACAGAAAUUUGCUGUAACAAUUGCGGCGGUCAUUUAGGUCACGUUUUCGAAAACGAAGGCUGGAGCAAAUCGCUAGGUUUACCUAAAGAUGUUAGACAUUGCGUUAACAGUUUGUCAUUAACAUUUAAAUCAAAGUGA